Messenger RNA from Trypanosoma cruzi, 783 nucleotides. Its product is annotated as sec1 family transport protein, putative. The annotation marks the transcript as partial. Gene Ontology annotation, molecular function: syntaxin binding. The transcript has a single exon. Gene Ontology annotation, cellular component: Golgi membrane; cytosol. Lineage: Eukaryota; Euglenozoa; Kinetoplastea; Trypanosomatida; Trypanosomatidae. The record is from RefSeq and is a predicted model, not a curated record. Gene Ontology annotation, biological process: endoplasmic reticulum to Golgi vesicle-mediated transport; intracellular protein transport.
GAGAAGAAGCGAAUGUUAGAUGCUCACACUAAAAUGGCCUACAGUUUUUUGCACCACAUUCGCAAGAGUCACCUCGACCGGUUUCACGGUGUUGAAUUGGGAAUCAUUAAACGUGAAGGUCUUGACAAGGAGGAGUUUGAAAAACUUCUCUUAACAGGCUUAGGUACUGUUGAGGACCGUCAAAGGCUGUACCUGAUUGCAUACUUGCUAGACACAGAGGGGGAGUAUGAGUCGCUGCUGCAAAGAUGCGCUUCGGCAUUUGAAGAAGCGCCCUUUCCUGCCCUGGCGUACAUCAAGCACCUACGAAAUUGGUCGUUGAAUGCAGUAAGUUCAACCACGGAAGAGUCAAGUGCUGCGCAGGGCUUUGCUUGGGGUUUGGCUCAGACGUUAGCCAAAAACAUUGCCAACACGCUUGGUGCCAACGCAAAGUCGGAGUUGCCGCUUACGAAACUUGUGGAUGCGCUCUUGCAGGAUCCGACGGCAUCCCCGAAAGGUGGCACCACUACCCGAACCAUGGGUGGGGGCAGUACGCUUCGCGCAAAACUGCUGGAGACUGUCGUUGGGUACGACCCACGGACAAAGAAACCACUUGAUUUGGCGGAUACACACUUUUCGCAGGUGAUUGUUUUUACCAUCGGCGGUGGUUGCGUCGCGGAGUACGAUGACCUCAAAACGUGGGAGGCCGCGCACCCACGAAACGUGGUGAGUUACGGGUGCACUGCUUUGCUGACCGGCAAUAAGGCUCUUCGUCAACUCUCUCUGCUAGGCGAAGGGACAACAUGA